Rhinichthys klamathensis goyatoka is the source of this 2292-nucleotide messenger RNA. It is a transcript of the gene trip10a, whose product is annotated as thyroid hormone receptor interactor 10a. NCBI's taxonomy places the organism in Eukaryota, Metazoa, Chordata, Actinopteri, Cypriniformes, Leuciscidae. Gene Ontology annotation, molecular function: protein binding. Gene Ontology annotation, biological process: signal transduction. The record is from RefSeq and is a predicted model, not a curated record. Bases 197 to 1972 code for a protein of 591 amino acids. The transcript has 16 exons.
UCUGCAACGAAAAGUGUUUGUGCCGCCACAAAGUAGCUCGCGCUGGAGAACCAUACUGAUUUUGUUCUGUGUUGCGCGUGAAUGUGGGAAAGAUAUGAGUCGCUUUCUUUGAUCCUAUUUUGAACAUAUGUUACUCUCGUAAGUUGGGAUAACUUUUCAGGCUAAUAGAGGAGGGAAAGCAGUAGGAGAGCUGAACAUGGACUGGGGCACUGAGCUUUGGGACCAAUAUGACAUCCUUGAUAAGCACACACAAUCUGGCUUGGACUUGGUGGAGAAAUACGUGAAGUUUGUGAAGGAGCGAACAGAGAUUGAACAGAAUUAUGCCAAGCAACUACGGAAUUUAACCAAGAAAUACAGCCCUAAACGAGGCAGCAAAGAAGAGCAGGAAUGCAGGUUCUCCAAUCACCAGGCCUUUCUGGACGUCCUGAAUGAGAUGAAUGACUAUGCUGGCCAGAGGGAGCUGAUCGCUGAGAACAUGAUGAUCAAUAUCUGCAUCGAACUCACAAAGUACCUCCAGGAUCUCAAACAGGAGCGCAAGAUGCAUCUGUCAGAUGCCAAGAAAGCACAACAGUCUCUGGAGGGCACCUACAAGCAGCUCGACAAUAGUAAAAAACGAUUUGAAAGGGAGUGGAGAGAAGCAGAAAAGGCUACUCAAAAUGCAGAGAAAACAGAUCAAGACCUCAAUGCUACCAAAGCCGACGUGGAGAAGGCCAAACAGCAGGCACAUAUGCGAACACACAUAGCAGAAGAGUGUAAAAACGACUAUGCUGCACAACUUCAGAAGUACAAUAAAGAACAGAAUCAGUUCUACUUCACGGACAUGCCCCUUAUUUUCAAUAAUCUGCAGGACAUGGAUGAACGGCGAAUCAAAAAGAUGGCACAGGGCUACAUCCAGUUUGCAGACACGGAGCGUCAAGUCAUGCCCAUCAUUGGGAAGUGUCUGGAGGGCAUUUCCAGAGCUGGCACGAAUGUCAACGAGAGGAACGACUCUGUGGUUCUUAUAGAGCAACAUAAGUCUGGCUUCGAGAGACCAGGAGACCUGGACUUUGAGGACUAUAGUCAGGGCAUCAACCGGGCCUCCUCAGAGAGCAGCCUUGGCACUCCUAAAGGUCCCCUAGAGCUGUUGGGGAAGAACAGGAAUAAAACCUUCCGGUUGUUUAAUAAGAAGAGCAAGCUUCCCUCGUCCUCGCUCAGUCCUUUCUCCACACCCCCCACCCCCUCGCCCGCUAACGGACCCCCUUCCCCAAAGUUUGGCCGGGACCCCCUGUCGUACUGUUUGAAGGAAAUCAAUAAGACAGUCAAACCCCGAAUCUCUUCCUUCCGGACCCUCAAGAGAACGUUUGCUCCAGAGAAGCUUAAAAUGCCUGUGGACACGGAGGGUUUCACCCAUCUUCCUCCUGAGCAGCGCAGGAAACGCUUGCAGCAAAAGAUCGACGACAUCAGCAAGGAGCUGCAGAAGGAAAUGGAUCAGAGUGAGGCUCUGGGUAAGAUGAAAGAUGUAUAUGAAAAAAACCCUCAGAUGGGAGAUCCCGCCAGUUUGGCACCUCAGAUCACUCAGACGGCACAAAACAUGGAAAGACUGCGAGGAGAUCUCAACAAAUAUGAGUCCUGGCUUGCAGAAGCAGGCGGCCGGGGAGACUCGAUACGAUACUCCACUCACUCUCUGAACAAUAACGGUGCUCACAACCCCGGCAGUCCUGGAGCUCUCUCAGAUGACACGGACCCCUCCCAUGCCAUCUACACCGAGUUUGAUGACGACUUUGAGGAAGAGGAACUCGCCGCACCUAUUGGUCAAUGCACAGCGCUCUAUAAUUUCCCAGGCUCCAGCGAAGGAACCAUAUCCAUGCAGGAAGGAGAGGUGCUGUCUGUAGUGGAGGAGGACAAGGGCGAUGGGUGGACGCGGGUGCGCCGGAACAACGGGGACGAGGGCUACAUCCCAACAACUUAUGCUACCAUCGCGCUUAACAAAUGACCUUGUUCCCCUUCAACCCGCUGCAGCAGAGAUGCACUAUAACAAACACUAUGAGUAGCUUCAGAUUAACACUCAUUAUGUCCCAACACGGCUUGCUGCUCCGGGGGGAUCACCGCACAAUGGGCUAAUACACUCCUCCUCUAAGGAUGAAUGAGUAUCUCAGGGUGUGUGUUAUGUGAGUGAAUGAGGUACAGGAGGUUGGAAUCAUUUUUCUCCUUGUUUUGCAUGGAAAACAAUGCAGGAGGGUGCCAUGUACUCACAGCUAUUGCUCAACAGACACAUCAGUUCCCGUGGCGACUCUGUCUGAUGGUGACUUUUAA